Messenger RNA from Naumovozyma castellii, 3894 nucleotides. It is a transcript of the gene NST1, whose product is annotated as Nst1p. NCBI's taxonomy places the organism in Eukaryota, Fungi, Ascomycota, Saccharomycetes, Saccharomycetales, Saccharomycetaceae. The coding region runs from base 1 to 3894 and encodes 1297 amino acids. The transcript has a single exon. The record is from RefSeq and is a predicted model, not a curated record.
AUGCCCCCUACUUCCAAAAACAAGAAAAGAAAAAGUAAAGCCAAACAAAGCCAGAAGAAGCAUCAUACGCAACAACCUACUCUGGAGAAUGCUGAAAUAUACAAAGAAGGCGAGGAUUAUCCCACUUCAAGAGUCAUUAAGAGAGCACCAAACGGUGACGUAAUUGUGGAGUCUAUCCAACCUUCCCCAGAAGAGACAGAUCCCAGUAUGAAAGUCUCCAUUGCAAACAAACAGAAACAAAAGCAAAAACAACAAUCAGCAUCAUUAGCUUUAACGCUGGAUUCUCAUUGGGAGUCUUUGUCGCCUCAGGAGAAAAAAGCUAUUCUUAGAAUAGAGAAGGAGCAGGUGUUACAAAUUAUUAGAAACUAUCAAAAUGAUACUUCUUCCACCUCAUCCAGUAAUACUAGCGGCGGCAGUGGACAUUCAUGUAAUUGCUCUGUGUGUGGAAGACGUCAUAUGGCCAUGGAUCAAGAAAUGGAAAGGAUUUAUAACGUUUUAUAUUCACUCGAUAAGAUAAAAGAUCCUGAAUUGAAUCCUGUUAAAUUUCAUCUUGGUAUAAUUAAAGAGUUACAGAUAUCUAAGAAUAGUAAUAAUUCGAAUAAUCCCCCGACGAUAAAAGAGUCUCAGAGUCAUGAUACAGAACACACUGAUUUUGAUGAUGAUAAUCAAGUGAUGAAGACUUUUCUUUCUUCCAAUCCUGCACAAUCACCAACAAAUGAUAAAGAUUUGAAAGAAGAGGUGCUUCAUUUCAAACAACUAAAACAGAAACAAGCGAUGUCGCAAGGACAUCUUGCAACUCCUGCAGCAGCUCCUGUUUUGAAGCAAGAGAUAGAUGAACAACAGUUACGAGAGAAAUAUUUAAAUUUUACAAAAACAUUCAUAUCGUCUCAUCCUAAAAUUGCCAAGGAAUAUGUGUCUAAAAUGAUGUCAUACCCAGAAAUGCGAUCAUUGACUAACGAUUUAAUGUCUCACGCAUCAUCUACUGCAAUUACCAAUCCUCGUAACUUCAUUACCGCAUUAGAGAAUUUUGUUAUGCCACCUGAUAGUAAUAAUAAGGAUACAGAUACAAAUAAUCCCAGGGAGUUCACGACUAUGUUACAUAACGGCAAACCGUUAACUGCCAAGGAAUACUCCGAUCUGCAAAGAAAUAUAGCUGAAAGAAUGACUUCAUCUUACGAUACAAAGAAGAAAGAAUUUAAUGAAGUUUCUCCUUUAGAGAAAGAGUUGUUUACUAGGUUUAUGUUUGGUGAUGAUAGGGCUCAUUUUGGUGAGUUAGUCAUGAAAUCCUUCAAAGAAAAAUUCAAUCAUGAAUUUGGUGGCAAUUCUGUUAGUGCGUCUCUUGCCGCUGCAGCAGCGGCGGCGGCGGCUGCAACUUCUAAUCCAGAACAUAAUGAAGUUGAGCAUGAAACUGAUCUUUAUGAAGAUGAAUCCAAUCAUGAGGUGUUGUCAGAAUAUGAUUAUGAAGAUGACGAAGAAGAGGAUGACGAAGAAGAUGAUCUAGCCAGUGAAGAUGAUGCGUUAGAAAUGGACCAUGAAAGUUUCCAACAAAUUCAUGACAUUUAUGAACAGAAAAAAAUUCGUAAUGAGAUAAUUGGGGAUCAUCAUGGUGCCCUAACUUCCAAUGUACACGACGAAAAAAAAUAUCCCCAUGAUCAUUCAGGAGAGGCGAUUGACAUGCAUCAUCAACACCAGCAUUAUGCUAACGAACAUGCAUACCACGAAGACGUUGAUGAAGAUUUGGACGUAGAUGAAGAUGAAGAAGAUGAGGACUAUGAUGACGAUGAGGAUGAGGACAAUGACGAAGAGGAUGAAGAUGAAGAGUAUGAUAGUGGCAUCGAUGAAGGUGAACGUCUUGAAGAGGGAAAAAAAUUAAUUCAAAUUGCUAUUACUAAAUUACUUCAGGGUAGAAUCAUGGCGUCAUAUCAUGAGAAACAAGCUGAUGUCAAUAGAUUAAAGUUGUUGAAAGAAUUGGAAGAUGAGAAAUUAAGACAAAAAGAGAGAGAAGAGAAGAAACAAAAAAAGAAAGAGAAGGAAAAGGAGAAGAAGAGACAACAACAAUUGGCUAAAGAGGAAGAGAAGAAGAGGAAAGAAUUAGAACAAGAAAGACUUCGAAAAGAAUCUGAACAACGUGAACUAGAAAGGCGUGAAGCUCAAAGAAAGAAGGUUGAAGAGGCCAAAAGGAAGAAGGAUGAAGAAAAAAAACGCAAACUUGAAGAGCAACGUCGUAGAGAAGAACAGCAGGAGCAACAGAGAAAGGUGAAAGAAGAUCUUAGAAGAAAACGUGAAGAGGAGAAAAAACAGAAAGAAGAAGAGUUGAAGAAAUUGAAGGAUGAAAAAAGACAAGAGCAGAAAAGAUUGCAGGAAGAGAAAAGAUUGAGAGAAGAGAAAAAACUAAAGGAGCAACAAUUGCAAAAUAAAAAGGCUGCAGAAUCUCAGAAGAAAACGGCAAAAAAAACUGUUAAAAGUCUUGAAUCGAAGCAACUUAAAACUAGAACUUCUCAAAAUCCAUCUCCUAAAGAAUCGUUGCCAGAAUUGCCUUUCUCAACUGCAAAGAAAAGUGUUGACGAUGACAUAUUUGCUAUGAUAAAUGCAGCCACGGCAUUAAACCCGUCACGUUCCCCAUCGAACUUGGCCAGAUUUGUUCAACCAAACUCAUCAAUCUCACAUGAUAUUUCACCUAUGAACCAAGUGCAAGGCUCUAACCAGUUCGUCCCCCAGGAUGAAAAUGUUCAAGGUUACGUACAGUCCACAAAUUCUAUGACGUUACCUAAUGGAUCAUAUAUGCAUUCAACUUCUGAGAAUUCGGCUCUUGAUGACAGAUUUUCCUUGGGAUCGUUGACUUCAGCAUUACCGGGAAUGCCUACACAUCAGUUACCUGGUCCACCAGGCAUUGUCCCAAAUGCGCCGUUUGGAAUGCCAUCUUGGAAUAACUUCCCGAAUAUGCAGGACUCGGCAGUGCAACAAUCUUUCCCAUCUAAUAACCAACCGGCAGUCCCAUCCCUCGGUCUUCCAAAUAACCAUACCAACCAAAGGAAAUCAUUGGCAGAUGAAUUACAAUCUUUAACUACCAUGCUAUCUUCUGCGGGUUUAGAUGAUUCCAAUUUUUCGCCACCUGCAACAUUUCAACAAAAUUCGUUAUGGAAUGAUCAACAUCCCACAUUGAGAAGUAACCAAAUUGGUUCUAACACAAAGGCUUCAGUUGGGUCGAUGGGGUUAGAAAAUGGGAAUCCGUCUUCAAUUAACAUGGGCACACCAUCAUUAACAUCUGCUACUCCAUUACCAACGCACAGAAGUUCGAUCUGGGAUACACAUGACGGUAACAAUACUUCAAACAGCGGUACUCUAGCAAUGGAUCACUCUCAUUUAUUAUCUAGUAUUCCAAGCCUUCCAAAUAGUAGUGAUUCUGCCAAUUAUCUGUCAUCAAAUAUCUGGAACAAUAAUUCUGUUCCAUAUGAUAAUAAUAAUAAUAAUAUGAGUCUACCUCGAGGAGCUGUUUAUCCUGUAUCGACCAAUGCAAACGGUCCAAAUAUGUUAGAGACAAUUUACAAGAACUACGUGAAUAUAGCUGCCAAGGACUUGACAACUCAAUAUCUUUCAGUUGACACUCUCUAUCAAAGUCUGUUAGGAGUUGGACUGGAUUAUCCGUCAUUUAUUAAUUGCCUACUAAAUAUGAGGAACUCGUACGGUUGUGAAGUGCUAACAACCCCAGCAGGAUUGAUUAGCCAUGUAAAGAUGAUAGGCCCUGAGCAAGCUACAAGACCCGAAACAAGUUUAUUGAAUGGUAUUCUUGAUAAUGUGAACGAUAGCAUGUCCUUCCAGAAUACCUCAAGUAUGCUGAGUCUUCCAACCCGAACUCCACAUCCAGAAGCCAAUGCCAUUCCAUACAAUGUAUAA